This is a messenger RNA of Penicillium canescens, 924 nucleotides long. RefSeq names its product SMP-30/gluconolactonase/LRE family protein. Bases 1 to 924 code for a protein of 307 amino acids. NCBI's taxonomy places the organism in Eukaryota, Fungi, Ascomycota, Eurotiomycetes, Eurotiales, Aspergillaceae. The transcript has 4 exons. Gene Ontology annotation, biological process: L-ascorbic acid biosynthetic process. The record is from RefSeq and is a predicted model, not a curated record. Gene Ontology annotation, molecular function: gluconolactonase activity; calcium ion binding.
AUGUCUGAAAUUCAGAGAUGGACGGUGAAUGAGCCAUACCUCGAUAUCCCGGGAACAUUACUCGAAGGCCCCUAUCACGAUGCAGCAAACAAUGAAUUCCGUUUCGUCGAUAUCUGGGACCAGAAGCUUUACCGCGUCGAUCUGGCCAAGGGCCCGGACUCCCUUAGAGUCAUCGAUACCGCAGCUUCUGUUGGUGUGACCGCCAAUAUCAGCGGGUCAAAUCAGCUGAUUGUUGGGGCCAAAUAUGGAUUUGCGCGGCUGAACCAAUCUACCGGAGAGCUUUCCUAUAUCCAUGAGGUCUGGGGCGAGGAAGGGGAAGGGGAGAAAGCGGAGAGAAUGCGUUUCAAUGACGGCGCAGUCGAUAGCCACGGCCGGUUCUGGGCCGGGGCCAUGAACGACCCGAAGAUCAAGAACCCGGAAGCUGAAGGCGUUCUAUUCAGACUAGACCCAGACCUCAGCCUGCAUCGUAUGCUGGCACCGGUGACGAUCCCCAAUGGAAUUGGGUGGAAUCUCACGGAUGACACCAUGUACCUGACCGACUCGCCGACGGGCAAGAUCUUUGCUUUUGACUUCGACGCCACCACCGGCGCCAUCAGUAAUCGUCGGGUUCACUUUGAUAUCGGCUCAUCGCUAGAGCCCGAUGGCUUCGCUAUGGAUGUCGAGGGCUGUAUCUGGAGCGCCGUUUACGGUGGUGGAAAGGUGCUUCGCAUCGACCCGGCCGGGAAGGUUAUCGGGCAGAUUGAUCUGCCGACGCGCAACGUGACUUGUCCUACCUUUGUCGGCACCGAGUUGUUCAUUACUACUGCCAAGGAUGAUCGUGAUGAUGACCAGUUGCCUCAGUCGGUGCGGUAUGGGGGCCGACUUUACAGGGUUGAUGUUGGGGUCCUAGGCAAGCCCAAGACCGAGUUUCGGUUUCAGAACUGA